This is a messenger RNA of Diplodia corticola, 3099 nucleotides long. Its product is annotated as arid bright domain protein. Bases 1 to 3099 code for a protein of 1032 amino acids. The transcript has a single exon. The record is from RefSeq and is a predicted model, not a curated record. Gene Ontology annotation, biological process: regulation of transcription by RNA polymerase II. Gene Ontology annotation, cellular component: nucleus; SWI/SNF complex. NCBI's taxonomy places the organism in Eukaryota, Fungi, Ascomycota, Dothideomycetes, Botryosphaeriales, Botryosphaeriaceae. Gene Ontology annotation, molecular function: transcription cis-regulatory region binding.
AUGAACUUCGACGCCCUCCAAGCAAAUAAUGGCUACCUCGACUCCCAGAACUCGCUCAUCGACCCGUCCAUGUUCAGCAACAACAACAUCGACCUGAACGCCUUUCAGAAUCCCCAGCUCCAGCAGCAGCGCCUCCAGAACGGCAACGUGCGCAAUGCCUCGCCCGCUGCCUUUCAGAACCCGGCCUACAACGUCAACCCCAUCGUCCCCUCCAAGCGCCCGCGCCCGUCCGAGGACGCGUCCAGCGCCUCGCCGCGCCCUGCUCCCGGCAACAUGAGCCUGUCGCGAUCGCAGACGCCCCAGCAGAUGACCUUCGCGCCCGGCGCCUUCCAGGGCAAUCAGCAGGGCCUCCAAGCCCCCAAUCCCUACCAGCACCUCCAGCACCAGGGCUCGUCCAACGCGACUCCCUCGCCCACAAUGCAGAGCCAGCAGUUCCGACCCCCGCAACAAGCUCAUCGCAUGAACACCAUGUCCCCAAACCCGUUCCCUCAGGGCCAGAACAUGGGCAUGUCGCCCGCGCCCGACCAAAACAGUCGCGUCAACACGCCGCAAAAUCCCGCCAUGACGCAGAUGGCCGCGAUGAACAUGAACAGCAUGAAUAGCAUGAACAACAUGAACAUGAUGCAAGGCUCGCCAACGGGCCAGGGCUUCAACCAGAACUUUGGCAUGAACCCGGGCAUGUCGGCUGCAGGCUUCAACGGCGCAAUGCCCGUGCAGGGAGUCGCGCUGUCCCAGAAUCUCCAACAACGCCAAGCAGACGCGCAGCGCCUAUACCAGAUGCGCCUCCAACAGCAGCAACAACAGAUCGCGGCCAACAAUUUGGCGCAAAGGCAACAGCAGGCGGGCGGCAUGAACAUGCUUGGAUCUUCUGGGCAGCAGAUGAACUCUGCCAUGGCUAUGGCUGGCGGCAUGCGCCCGAAUCAAGGAGGCAUGGCCAUGAACAAUCCACCAAAGCAACAGGAGGCGGCGUUCCUCAAUAACGUUCAAGCUCUGAUGCAGGCGCAGGGCAUGCCAUUCAACCCUCAGCCGAUGGUCUGCAUGCGCCCCGUGAACUUGAUGCAGCUGUACGCCACCGUUAUGAAGCACAGAGGAUCUAGGAAUGUUUCAAACAGUAACGGAUGGUCGCAAUUAGCGCACAUCAUGGGGUUCCCGCCGCAGCAAUUUCCGACCGCAGGGCAAGAAAUCCGAAUGGUGUACGAGCAAAAUCUGGGAGCAUACGAACAAGCAUGGCUGGCGAAGCAGCGGAAUAAGCAGGGUCAGCAGGGUCAGAUGCCGGGAAUGGGAGGCGCGCCGCAGGCUUCGCCGGUCAAAUCGAUGCCCGGCGGUGCGCAGGAUCUUGGGGCUCAACAGCAACAGUACCUUCAAAGGCUCCGCAGCACCCAGAUGCAAGCUCAACAGCAACAGCAGCAGCCUAUGGAUCAGGGCACACCGAUGCGAAAUAACUCGAUGCCUCAGGCGAAUGGAUGGGCGACCCCUCAGCCCGAUCCCAAUGCGGCUUCUCAGCAAGAACAACACAGAAAAAGCAUGAGUCGUCUUUUGGAGGCUACACCACAAGCGCAACCGGCAGGCUCAAUAAUAACUCCCUCGCCCGGACCCGGCGAAAAGCCACUUGAAUCCGUGCCCAAACGAGCAUCCACCGAGGCGUCGGCUGUGAACGGGACCGCAACACCGGCCGAGACAAAGGUCGUCUUGAGUUCGGAUUACAAGCCCAAGGUUCGCUCGCUGUUGGAUACUCACGGCGGGAUUCUAGUGGACGGGCACGGCAGUGUGGGCGAGAAGCUUGCGAAAUUGAAGCCUGACGUCCCUGGGGUGGAAGAGAUGGGAGUCAUUGACAUGCGCGCAAUAAGCUUGUCCCUCCAGUCUGGAAUCAGCCCGGAAGUCCGUUUUGCAUUGGACAUGCUCGUUCAGUUGUCUCACGAUCCUCGGCUACAUCUAGAGCUGGAGAAGUGCGAGGAUUUGAUGGAUGCGAUAAUAGAUUGCGCCGAAGAUCAGGUCGAUGCACUUGCAGAAGAUUCAGCCGAGGUCUCUGACAACCUUGAUCUCAUGUCAUACGAAGACGCAAUGCGGAAUUCCCGUAUGGAGUUGGAGUCGCUGCAAGAGUCGCCCGAAUGUGGAAGUCAAGCCUAUGAGCUUGACCGCUCUGCUGACCGUCUCAUCGCUAUCACCACCAUCCUCAGAAACCUCUCGUUUUUCGAGUCUAACCAUGCCCUCCUUUCCAGUCCAACAGUUAUCAAGUUCCUCUCGAACACCAUUCGUUUGCUUGGCACUCGAAUCAUGCUGCUUCGGAACAAUAUCAACACUGUCGAUUUCAUGAAAGACAUAGUAACUUUCCUCUCCAACACCUCAGACAAAAUAGAGCUGCCAUCUCGAGAUGACGCAUACAACAUUCUUUGCUUUAUUCUCGCCUUUGCCCCCUCCCCUGCUCCCAACAAUGGAGAGACCAUCCGAUUCGCGCCGUACAACCCCGCAAUCCAUCGGUAUCUCCCACCAGCAGUCGAUUUUUUGGCAAAACUUCUGGCACGAGACGACCCGAACCGCGCCUUUUACCGGCAACUAUUCCUGGCUGAUGCGGCCUCGACGCCGCCUUACGAUCUGCUGACCCGUUCAUUUGGGCUUGCAAUAUCGGUUGUUCCUGAGCGUGGACGCGGAGCCGAGUCGCGUAUCGCUGAAGCACGCAAACCCUAUCUCACACAGGGCAUGCUAGCGGCGGACAUACUCGCAGGCCUGUGCCCUGGCCCAGAAUCUGGAGUUGCACGCUCGUGGCUGGAGGCUGAAGACGGAUGGGCGAAAACGUUGGUGUGGCUGUCGGGGAUUCUGGCAAUGGAGCGGCAACCCCCGCCACCACCUCCACCGGGUAGGGGCAUGCCAAGACCUCCACUUGACCAGUUAGACGUUGGCUUCGGGCUCAUCACCCAUCGAGCACUGGCAAUGCUGCGAAAGUUGGGCGAAAAGGCACAGAGUGAGGACGAAGCCCGUGAGAAGCGUCUCUCUGUCGACUCUUUGCCAAAGGAUGAGGUUUUACUUGGCGCUCUUUGCAUGCAAAGCAUGGACGGCGUGGCGCUUAAAAAGCUGUGCUCCUUUGCUGAAUUGAAGGGAUGA